AUCACGAACACAAAUUACAAGGGGACGUCGUGGCAGGUGAUCCAAGGAGCGCUCAAGUGGGUCUCUGUUGGACAGGCCGGAGUGUGGGGAGUGAACAGCGCGGACACCAUCUUUUAUAGAACAGGCACAGGCAACGGCGCGGUGACAUCCGGAACGGGCUGGAAUGAAAUUGCAGGAGGUCUGAAUCAGAUUAGCUCGGGCUAUGACGUGGUCUGGGGUGUGAAUGCCCGUGACGACAUCUAUAUACGCCUCGGGAUAACAGCGGCGAAUCCUCUGGGUACAACGUGGAGCCAGAUAUCAGGUCUGUUGAAACAGGUCUCCGUCAGCGCCACGACCAACCACGUCUGGGGCGUAAACGCAAACAACGCCAUCUACCGGCGCAACAGCGUCACAUCACCCUAA
Molecule: messenger RNA, 402 nt
Organism: Priapulus caudatus
Lineage: Eukaryota; Metazoa; Priapulida; Priapulimorpha; Priapulimorphida; Priapulidae
Product: lectin L6-like
Exons: 3
Source: RefSeq, a predicted model, not a curated record